AUGAGUAUGAUUGAAGAGAGUGAAAUAAAUUAUAUUAAUAAUUAUAAUUUAUUUUAUAGUAGUGUUUUAAUUAUAGGAGCUGGACCUGCUGGUAUCCUUAAUACAAAAUACAUAUCAUAAAACAAUAAUGUCCUAUGUGUAGAUGGUAAGAGUAGCUUUGGUGGACUAUGGAAGUUUGAAGAUCUAAACGAGUUUAACCAUCCUUCUAUUCACACAGAUGCUUUCUACAACUCUUAUGGUCAUCUGUAAAGCUCCCUCUACGAGGAUCUUUAAUGCAAUGGGUGUAAGGUUGAUAUGUGCUUCAAAGGCUAGUCUUAUAACAGAGAAUAUGAAGAAUUCAUAAAAAGUGAACAGUUCUAUGAGUAUAUGUAAACUUAUGUAAAAAAGAAUAACAUCUAAAGAUUUAUGGCAUUUAAUACCUUUGUUGAAUCUGUUAGAUUAACAAAAAACCUGACUGAGCAAGAAAAAUAAUCUCUUAACUUUGAGCCAAAAAAACGUUUUGUUAUUGAAUUAGUUUAAUCGAAUGAUUUUAACUUAAACAGAAGGUUUUUACAAGCAGAUUAUGUAAUUGUAUGCACUGGCCAUUAUUCAGUUCCUAAUUAUCCCACAAUUCCAGAUCAACACAUUUUCAGUGGUGAUAUUAUUCAUGCACAUAACUUUAGAAAGUUUAAGAUAUCUCAAUAUGCUAAUCAUCAUCUAGUCAUUUAUGGGGCUGCUCUUUCUUCAUAAGACAUAGUUUUGAUUCUCUUAAGAAAAUCAGGAAAUCUCAGACCAUCAAAAAUAACAGUAAUCGGAGAUAAGACCUUAAUAGAACCUUGCUAAAAAUCUGAAGCCUAUUCAUCAGAAAUAGCACAAGGAAGACUUGUCUACAAAAGUGGAUAUAUAGCUAAAUACAAUUCAUCUAAUUCUCUGGUACUUGAUAACGGAGAAAUAAUUGAAAACGUAGAUUUUGUUUUGUAUGCAACUGGAUACUAGUACUCUUAUCCUUUCCUUGAAAAGAAUAAUAGUGUUGAUAACUUAAUUUAGUUUUACAAUCAAAGAAAGAACUCGUUUGGACCUCUUUAUAGAAGAAUGUUUGCAAUCAAUGAACCAAAUCUCAUUUUUAUUGGAACAGUCUAAACUGUAUACUAACUCUAAGCUUGCCUUGAAAGAUAAGCCAUAAUAGCAUCUAGGUAUAUUGACAAACUAAUUUAGCUUCCUGAUUAAAAGGAAAUGGAAAAGUCUUUCUAACAAGAUUUUGAAGAAGCUAAAAAGCUGAAUCAAGAUGGAAGAUAUUACUUGAGGACAUCUGAAAAUGAAAAUGGGUUCACUGAUUAAAAGUACACGUAAUAGCUUUAGGAAUUAGCCCAAGUACCAUUUGAUGAAGAAUUCAUAAAGAUCCAUAAUGAAAUUAUUGCACCUCGUUAUAACUAUAUAUUCAAGCAUGGUAAUUAUCCAAUACUAAAGCAAUAGGAUUUUAAAGAAGAUAUUAAUCCGGACUAUGCUCCAAAAGAAGGAUUAUUUUGA
Tetrahymena thermophila SB210 is the source of this 1506-nucleotide messenger RNA. RefSeq names its product flavin-binding monooxygenase-like protein. NCBI's taxonomy places the organism in Eukaryota, Ciliophora, Oligohymenophorea, Hymenostomatida, Tetrahymenidae. The transcript has a single exon. The record is from RefSeq and is a predicted model, not a curated record. Gene Ontology annotation, molecular function: N,N-dimethylaniline monooxygenase activity; NADP binding; flavin adenine dinucleotide binding.